CAAAAAAAAAAAGAAUUAUUUUUAUAAACCUUUUCGAUUUUAGCUACUCUGUUUUUGUUAGGUGAUUUUAGCAAAGAAGAAGAAGAAUGGCGAUGCUAGUUGAUCCACCAAAUGGGAUUAGACAAGAAGGGAAACAUUACUACACGAUGUGGCAAACAUUAUUCGAAAUCGACACUAAGUAUGUUCCGUUUAAGCCCAUUGGAAGAGGAGCUUAUGGUGUGGUUUGUUCUUCAAUCAACAGAGAAACCAAUGAGAGAGUUGCCAUUAAGAAGAUCAACAAUGUGUUUGAGAAUCGCAUCGAUGCUUUGAGAACGUUGAGAGAGCUUAAGCUUUUAAGGCAUGUGAAACACGAAAACGUUAUCGCCCUUAAGGAUGUUAUGUUGCCCACUCAUAGGUACAACUUCAAAGAUGUUUAUUUGGUCUAUGAGCUUAUGGAUUCUGAUUUGAAUCAGAUCAUCAAAUCCUCUCAGUCUCUUUCUGAUGAUCACUGCAAGUACUUCUUGUUUCAGUUGCUAAGAGGAUUGAACCAACAAGACUGGGAUCUCCAGUUCAUAGAUAACCAGAAAGCUAGGAGAUUUAUAAAGUCUCUUCCUUUCUCGAAGGGUACUCACUUUUCUCAGAUUUACCCGCACGCGAAUCCUCUGGCGAUAGAUUUGUUACAGAGGAUGCUUGUGUUUGAUCCAACCAAGAGGAUAUCGGUCAGCGAUGCGCUUUUACAUCCCUACAUGGCGGGUUUGUUAGAACCGGAAUGUAAUCCGUCAGAAAAUGUUCUGGUAAGUUUGGAGAUAGAUGAGAAUAUGGAAGGAGAUAUGAUCAGGGAGAUGAUUGAACUUCCUGAGUUUCUUGGAGGUUCAUGUACUAGUGCUGACAAUGGUGGCUGCAUGCGCUCUGACAAAGGCUCAUGGAAAAAUCCAGAGAUCAUGAAGAGGGUUCACAAUGGUGAUCACAAAUGCUCCAUAGGAUCCGAAGCUGAAAACUCUGCAGAGAAGACCAUCCCUGAGGAAAAUGACUCUACAACAGAGCCGGCUCCUGAAGAGGAAAAAGCUUCAACAGAGGUUGAAAUUAUAAUUCAGAGAUUUCAAGAAAAAGAAGAAGAAGAAGAAGCUGUUCAACUACUGGUGAGGGAGGAAGGAACCAUGAAGGGAAAGCCUCUUGAAGAAUUAAUGGUGGAUUGAUAAUGCUUUAUUUGUUUGAUUGUAUCCAAAAUGCCUCUGACCAAUGCGCUGAAAUCAUCAAAGCCAAGCUUAUUGUAAAACCAAUUUCUUGUAUUCUUAUUAUUAAAGAAUGUUGAAACGAAAGAAAGUUUUGUUCUUUCUGUGUGUAUAUUAUACUUUCUUAUAAAAUUACAUGUACAUCAACUUGUAUUUUUCUUUUGUAGCUUCCUACUAGUUAAUACACAGUUAUAACGUAA
Molecule: messenger RNA, 1411 nt
Organism: Arabidopsis arenosa
Lineage: Eukaryota; Viridiplantae; Streptophyta; Magnoliopsida; Brassicales; Brassicaceae
Source: the annotation of a GenBank genome assembly